Schistosoma guineensis is the source of this 3662-nucleotide messenger RNA. The record is from the annotation of a GenBank genome assembly. Lineage: Eukaryota; Metazoa; Platyhelminthes; Trematoda; Strigeidida; Schistosomatidae.
AUGACAACACCGAAUGAAUCAAGAAAAUGUAAUUUUUCACCAAUUUUUAUUCCACGACCUCCACCACCGGAUUUAUUAUUUCCACAUUUAUGGGGAAUAGAAAAAAAUUGCAAUCAUUCAUUGUCUUCACUAUCUUCUUCAGUUUCCUCUUCCUUGUCGUCAUCAUCAUCAUCAUCAUCAUCAUCAUCAUCAUCAUCAUCAUCAACAUCAUCAUCACCGUCAAUGUCUCUAUCCUCAUUAAUAUCCACAUCAGUUUAUACAACUAAUUGUUCAACAUCUUAUACAUAUUCAAAUCAACAUAAUCCUAUUGCAAAUAUAGGUAAUUUAUCAAAUAAAAAGAGACUAUCUGCAUUUAAUCCAUUACCAAUGAAUUUAAGUACAAAUAUGAAUAUACUCAAUAAACGAGAAUUUCCUUUCAAUAAUAAUCAAGAGUUUACUUCGAAUCCAUUGACUUCAUAUUGUAAUCCUUUAUGGUUAGAUUAUUAUUAUUAUUAUCAUCAUCAUCGUCGUCGUGGUCAUCAUGAUCUUCAUGAUCCACAGAAUCAUUAUCAUUCACAAUCGAAUUAUCAUUAUGAAUUGAAUAGACCAACAAAAGUAUUUUUAACUAAUGAUAAUUACAAUCAAUUAACAAUGAUUAAUAAUAAUAAUGAAGAAGAAAAUAAUAAUUCAUUAUACAAUCAUCAAUCAAAACUUAAAUUUAUAAAGCAUUUGAAUGAAGAAAAUGUUAGUACUACUACUACUACCACUACGACGACGACAACGACAACAACGUCGGUGACGACAACGACAACGACGAUGACGACUACUACUACAUCCAUUUCAACAAUACCGAUAAUUGAUACUACUCCUAACAUAUUUAUGAAUUUAAAUGAUAAAUUUAAUGUUAAAACAUGUAAAUCUACAAAAAUUAUUUCACAAUUUAAUAAAUAUGAUCCAUCUUUAAAAUAUCAUAAAUCAAUAAAAAAACGGAACAAACAAUCGAUAAUCGAUAAUCAUAAUCAUAAUAAUAAAUCUAUACAAAUGACUCUUGACAACAAUGUAAACCAAAUAGAUAUAUGUACAAAUAUUGAUUAUGAUAAUAAUCCUGAUCAUGAUCCUGACAAUGAUCUGAUUCAGAAUAAUAAUAAUCAUAAUAAUAAUAAAGUAAAACCAAUGGAUGGAUACUCAACUAUAGAUGAUGAAGAUUAUGAAUUAGAUGAUGAACAAGAUGAUAAUGAAGAACAACAACAACUUAAUAAUUAUAAUAUAGAAAUUCAAUUAAAAUCAAAUCAAUUCAUGGAAUGUGUUGUAUGUGGUGAUAAAAGUAGCGGAAAACAUUAUGGUCAACAUACAUGUGAAGGAUGUAAAAGUUUUUUUAAACGUUCUGUAAGACGUCAAUUAAAUUAUACAUGUCGUAGUAAUAAACAAUGUCCAAUUGAUAUACAUCAUCGUAAUCAAUGUCAAUAUUGUCGUUUUCAAAAAUGUAUACAAGUUGGAAUGCGUAAAGAAGCUGUUCAACAAGGUCGUUUGUCUACAUUUCCAUUAUUAUAUCAUUCAUAUUUUGGUUUAUCUAAUUUUCUUACUACCAAUUCAUUGACACCAAUUCAUCAUCAUAUGAUAGGAUCAAAUAUUACGCAAUUAAUCAAUAUGUUAUUAGUUGCUGAGCAUCAUUCAUAUCAAUAUUUAAAUAAUGAACAAUUUAUGUAUUAUCUUAAUUUUGUUUUAAACAAAUCGAAAACAAUAACAGAAUUACACAAAUGUAAUCCACACAUUAAAUCUUUUGAUAUGUUUAACUUAACUACUUAUAACGAUAUAAGUAGCAAUAAUGAUAGUAAUAAUAAUAAUCAUUCAUUAAUAGAUUCAUCUUCAAUUACUUCAACAAUUAAAGCUGUUGGAAAAUCUUUAUCAAGAGAAGAACAAUCAUUCAUGACCAAUAUGAAAUGUAAUCAAAAAUCAACAAUAUUAAAUGAGAUAACUAAUUCUACAAUGAAUUAUUUAUUAGUUAUGAUUGAAUGGGCAAAGAAUAUAAGUUUGUUUACUGAUUUACAACCAAGUGAUCAAUUGAUUUUAUUGAAUAAUUCGUGGCCAGAAUUAUUUAUGCUCUAUUUGGCUCAAAUUUAUAAUAAUUCGCUGAUUACGUCAUCAUUCAAUUACAAUAAUAAUAAUAAUAAUAAUAAUAAUAAUAAUAAUAAUAAUAAUAAUAAUAAUAAUAAUCAGUUCAUUACAUGGAACUUGGGGUAUCAAUCUAAAAACGGUUCCCCUAGUGAUAAUCUUUUCAAUGGAGAAUUGAAAAAUUUUAUUGAUUUGAUAAAUUCUAAACAAACACAAAUGGAUGAAAGGGUUCAAUUGACUAAAGAUCCUUUAAAAGACUCAUCUAAUUUAUUAUUAUUAUUCAAUCAACAAUAUUCAAUGGAAUUUCAAGAUCAAUUAGAACGAAUACAACAAUUGAAUUUGGAUCAAUCUGAAUAUGUUUGUUUAAAAGCAUUAAUUUUAUUUAACUCUGAAGCUCCUGGUCUCAAAGAUCAAAAUCUUGUCGAUUCUAUUCAAGAAAGAAUUCAAUGUGCAUUAGAAGAAUAUGAUAAAUAUAAUUAUUCUCAUUAUCAACCAUUUCGAUUUGGUCGAUUACUUCUACGAUUGCCUAAAUUAAAACAAACUGUUUCAUCACCUGUAUCAUUACAAUGGUUACAACAAAGUUUUUUUCCAUCGCUUCAUCUAAAUAGUCAUAAAAGUUUUGAAUUAUUCAUUGAAGAACUCAUUGAAAAAGAACUUUAUUCAAAUAAAUCUAGUUUAUCAUUAAGACAUAAUCAUAAUAUGUUGAAUACUGGAGAAUAUUCUCAUACUUCACAUUCAUUAUUACCAUUACCAUUUUCUUUGCCAUCAUUAUCAUCUUUGUCAUCAUCACCUUUAUCUUCAGAAAAAGUAGAGAACUCUUUUAUCCCAUUGUUUACUUGUCAUACAGAUUACCUAAAUAAGUUUUCGUCUGGAUUAUUUCUACCGAAACAUUCAAUGUCUAAACCCUUUCCUUCUACUACACAUAUUGACAGUCCUAUAUACAAUCGUGAACAUAGAAAUAACAAUGAAUUUCUUGAUUUAAUUCAUAAUUCUCCACAAAGAGAUUCAACAUUGUUUUCAAAUUUAAUAAAAUCUACACCUAAGAAUGAUCAUUGUACGGAUAGAAUUAUCGAAACAAUGAAUCAUGGUAACCAAAAUGACGAUACUAUUUAUAGUAGUAUAAAUAGGAUAACAACAGAAUCUUCACCAUCCUCCUCCUCAUUAUCCUCAUCCUCAUCAUCUUCAUUGAAUCCUUCCAAAUUAAAUUUAAAUAAUCAUCAUCAUCAAGCUUCAAUGGAAAGCUUUAAUAGAACAAUGAGUUCAUUUCCUUUAAACAAUAUAGAACAUAUUGAAUCUAAUCAUGAAUUCAAUCAUUUACAUAAAGAUUAUACAGAGUUAUUUACUAAUGAUUUAUUCAAUUUAUUAUUAAUAAAUAAGAAAAAUUCUAAUUUACAAAUUUAUUAUUCAUUAUUACGUAAACAUUUGAAUUCAUUACAUAAUUGUACAUCAUAGUUACAAACAAACAAACAGAUAGACAGACAGACAGACAAACAGGCAUACAGACACACAGAUAGACAGACAAACAAACUGGUUGUAAAUACUUGAUGAAUUGACUUUAGAAUAAAUAAAAC